Mycotypha africana is the source of this 738-nucleotide messenger RNA. RefSeq lists its product as uncharacterized. Gene Ontology annotation, molecular function: mRNA binding. Gene Ontology annotation, cellular component: nucleus; exon-exon junction complex; cytoplasm. Lineage: Eukaryota; Fungi; Mucoromycota; Mucoromycetes; Mucorales; Mycotyphaceae. The coding region runs from base 58 to 513 and encodes 151 amino acids. The transcript is spliced from 5 exons. The record is from RefSeq and is a predicted model, not a curated record. Gene Ontology annotation, biological process: RNA splicing.
UGCAAAACUAAGGUUGUUCUUGCCUUUUACUGUUGAAAAAUAAGAUAGAUUUUCACGAUGUCCAGAUCACCUGAAAGAAUGCAUAUUGAUGAAGACAUACAUAUGAGGGGCAGAGGAGCGUCUGGCUCAACCCGACGAUUAGAUAAAGGAAACAACAAACCAGAGGAGUUACAACCCGUUCGCUCGAUUGAAGGAUGGAUUAUUGUAGUUCGAAAUCUGAACGAAGAAACAGACGAAGAAGCAUUGGUUGAUAGGUUUAUGGAAUAUGGCACUGUUAAAAAUGUUCAUCUAAAUUUGGAUAGACAAACAGGUUACGUGAAGGGUUACGCAUUUAUCGAAUACGAAGCUCGUAACGAAGCAGAGUCAGCUGUUAUGGAUGCAGAUGGAACAGAAUUUUUGGACAAAGUUAUCACAGUUGAUUAUGCAUUUGUUAAAGGACAGCCACCAGCCCACAAAGAUGACCGUGACAGACGUGAUCGUAGACAUGAUAGAAGCUUAAGUCCCAGAAGAUAAAACUUAAUUAGCAAUAUUUAAAGCAUAAGCGAUCCAAAUUUGUGGCAAAAUUUACAAAACUUUCCGCAAUACAUAUAAGCAGAAUCCCAAAAAGCAUUACCCAUUACUUUUUAAAUAACCAGCCAAAAUGUCACCGUGUGGUAGAUGUAAUAAAGCCAAUCUGUAUCGAUUGAGUCAAAAUGUUUAUUAGCUUCAUUUUUCUGUCCUUCAAACUUUAUCAUCUGG